ACUAUUGGUAAUAUUCCAUGUCUUCCAUGUAGGACGCAAAGAGGGCAGCCUUGUGAAUGGACCCUGAGCAGACCAGAUGGAAACAGAAAAGACCAGCCAUGAGACGGAAAAAAGUCUGAUACUUUCACAAAUCAGUACAACUCAGCAGACAGACCCUCUUCUCGCCAAGCGCCAGAAUGGAGAUCCAUUUCAGCAGUUCAACGGGGACACUAAUUGGAGCCAUUUCAAGCCCAACACAGUAGUUUACCCAAUGAAAAGUCAACAAGAGAAUUGUUCUGGGCCUGCUAAUAUGCAAGGGAUAUUGGAUCAAAGCAUGCAUGAGAUGAAUGGACAGAUGAAACAUGCUCUUAGAGAACAGACAUUUUUACAUUUUCACCAGCCUAAAAAACUCUGCACUGAUUCAGAGGUGAAUGGAAAUAAGGAUCUGAGUAUUUGUGACAAUAGAGAUGCAGGAAUGGAGAACCAUUUAGAGGGAUUCCCUAAACAUAAUAAACCAGGGGAUUUUGAGAUAAAACAUAGUAAAAGAAACUGUAAAUUUCCCAAUGGGGAUUUAUUCUUACUGUCAAGGAACAAGCAAGUUCCAAUGCCUAAUGGUGCUACAACAAGCCCACCCUCAGUAAAGGGUACAACUGGUGACCUCUUAGAGAAAACACUGUCUCAGUAUUACCCAGAGCAUGUGUCCAUCGCACCUCAAUCCAACUCAUCUCAAGCAGAUAAGGUCACCAGCAACCUGCCGGAGCAGGAAACUUCACCUUCAUUAACCUCAGGUUUUCCAAUUUCACCCCAAACAUCUGCCUCCCAGCCACUUGCCAAGGCACCCCUAGAAGUAAAAGGCAGCAAUGGCUACAAUACAGAAUUCACAGUGAAUGAAUACUUUAGUUUUGUAGCCGAGCAAAAGAAGCCUACUUAUCCUCUCUCUGACCUACCAGAUAUGGGAACACAAUUGCUGAGUCAGAAAACUUCAGAGUCCAAUGUGCCAUCACAGACAGGCAUCAAUGGUUGCUCACAGAGUCCAGAAGAUAGAAAAGGCCUUCCAAAUGAUUCUGAUUGUUUAAGCAAGUCCAACCAAGAUUUUAGCCAUAAAUCUUAUAUAUUGCCCCCAGUGAUGGCAGGAGCACCAUCACAAAACACUCAGACAGGUCAGCAGAACCUACAAAUUAACGUGCUACAGAAACAACCAACAGAUGAAAGCCUCCAUGACAAUAGAGACUUUUCCUUGCCACAGCAACAGAUUAUUGAGCCACAUGUAGUAGACAGCAGCUUGACAUCCGAGGCCUGUAAAUCAGCUUCUCACAAUCAACAAAGUGAAUACAAAAAUAAGACUAAACCAGAUCAGGAAAAGACAACGUCAGAGAAUACAGAUCACUCAUCCCAGAUGAAAUGGAUAGAUUUAAACUCGGCUUCAGCACCCCAGCCAUCUACUGAACACCCCCAGAUGUGGGAUUUUUUUCUUCCACGGAACCACAUGCAGCAGCAUACAAUCACACAGAGCCAAAGUCGUUGUAUAAAUUCCAUGCCCUCAAACAACUUUCGGUCUCAAAAUUUCAGUAAUCCUGGUUGUCCCUCAUUUGAAAAUAAGGCACAAGAUGGUUACAAAAACUCCCUACCUCCUACACAGUUCCCCCACAAUUCUGUCCCUGAAUGUCAACAGAACCAUUCUGGUAUGCAAGAUCAUAGUAACAUGCAAUGUAACAAACACACAUCCCAGCAACUGUGCAAAAAUGAUCAAGACCAGAUACAAUCCCAGAGCUUCCUUUCUCAGCCACCAUCUGCUGAGCCUCAACAACAGGAAAACAGCACAAUUCCCCAUCAGCUCCCUCAGGAUAGACAGAAUAUGCAAGCAGCUCCCCAAUCACAGGAUGUUUCCCAGAGCCAGGUAGAUGAACCACUCUUGAAAAGGCUAAAAACAGAGGGAUGCCUUCAUUCAGAAUCCCAGAAGUUAUCUCUAGGUACAGAAACACCAGCACAAACACUGUCUAGUCCAGCUACGAGAGAAAACUCAACAUUUCCAGGCUUUUCUAAGUCAAAUGUACAAUUCUUAACUAAAGAAGAUGAAGCUCUAACAGACAGAAAACUCCAGCAGGACAUGCAAUACUUUCAGAACAGCAGUAAACAACAUCCAAACUACCAGCAACCCCUCCAACACAGGACACAUAAUCAUUUGGAAUUUCCUAAUUCUCUGAUUUCUCAAUCACAACUGUCACAAGUUUCUAAUAGUCUUCAGAUACCUGCUCAAAUAUUUACCAAAGCUGAAUUCCAAGAACCCUUUGGCCAAAUCCAGAGAGAUUCUCUGCCAAGCCAAGGUGCUCAAGGAGAUAUGCAGAGGCACGCAGCCUUGCGAAUGCACCUUCUACAGAGGCAGGAGCGACAAGGCCCCAACAACAUCAGGCCAAGUAUGCCAGUCAUAAAAAGUGAAAACUGCUCAGGUUUAGAAACCUCAGCUCAAUAUCCACCAAUAGAAGUACAACAGCAAGAUCAAGACAAAACCAAAGUCAUGCCAGUGGUAGUAAAGCAGGAGCAUCCUUCUUCAUCCUGUGAACAAAGCCAGCAGAGGAGUAUUAUAGCAGCCAUGGAGCAGCAGUUAAAACAGUAUCAGCUCUCACCUGUGUUUGAAAGAAAGUCUUUGGUCAAAAAGUCACCCAAUAAGGUGAAGGUAGAGAUGGCUGGGGCUGUGACUGUGCUCUCAACCAGUGCUGAGGGGAAUGUCAAGGAACAGUGUAAACUUCAAAACUUCACCCCACCUAAAAAGAUUGAACCUGGGUUACAAACCUUUCUGGAGUCACCCAUGAAGCUGCUUGAUACACCAAUAAAAAACUUGCUAGAUACACCUUUGAAGACACAGUAUGACAUUCCGUCUUGUCAUUGUGUUGAUCAAAUCAGUGAAAGGGAUGAAGGCCCAUAUUAUACUCACUUGGGAUCAGCACCAACUGUUGCAGGCAUCCGCAAAAUUAUGGAGGAAAGAUCCGGACUGACUGGAAGUGCCAUAAGGAUUGAAAAAGUUGUGUAUACAGGAAAGGAAGGGAAGAGUGGGCAGGGCUGUCCCAUUGCUAAAUGGGUAAUACGGAGAGCAAAUGUAGAUGAGAAACUCCUGGUCUUGGUACGAGAGCGGGCUGGUCAUUCAUGUGAGACAUCCUGUAUAGUAGUGGUCAUCCUAAUUUGGGAAGGCAUACAAAUCAACCUGGCUGACCGUCUCUACUCAGAACUCAGUGACACUCUAACAAAACAUGGUGCCCUAACCAACCGCAGAUGUGCUCUAAAUGAGGAGAGAACAUGUGCAUGUCAGGGUUUUGAAGCUGAUGCCUGUGGAGCUUCUUUCUCCUUUGGCUGCUCGUGGAGUAUGUACUAUAAUGGCUGCAAAUUUGCUAGGAGUAAAAUCCCUAGAAAGUUCAAACUACUUGGGGAUGAUCCCAAGGAGGAAGAGAAACUGGAACAAAAUCUCCAGGGUCUUGCAACUUUAAUUGCCCCAACGUAUAAAAAAAUUGCGCCUGAUGCAUACACCAAUCAGGUAGAGCAUGAACACAGAGCUCCCGAUUGCCGUCUGGGUCUAAAAGAAGGCCGGCCGUUUUCUGGAGUUACAGCCUGUUUAGACUUCUGUGCCCAUGCCCACAGAGACCUUCACAACAUGCAGGGGGGCAGUACUGUGGUCUGCACACUAACACGAGAGGACAAUCGUGAGAUUGGAAAAAUUCCUGAGGAUGAGCAGCUACAUGUGCUUCCCUUAUACAAGGCUUCAUCCACUGAUGAGUUUGGCAGUGCUGAGGCUCAGCUGGAGAAGACAAAGACUGGUGCUAUUCAGAUGCUCAGUGCCUUUCGUAGACAGGUGCGUAUGCUACCAGAGCCUGCGAAGUCUUGCCGACAGAAGAAGCUGGAUGCCAAGAGAGCUGCAGCUAACAAACCAAACAACCCCAACACACCUAACUCUAAAAUGGACAACACCCAGCAAGCAAAGCAGAAACAGUCCUCUUAUGAGAACCCAGGCCAGACUGUAACAGGCCCAGGUAAUGUGAGAACAAAUCUUGACCCUAGGCAUCUCCCACAUGCUCAUGCUGCCCAUCAGCCUCAGCAGCAGCAAGCACAACCUAAUCCUAACCCCUCUUACACUGUCCCACCAUUUCCUAGAUUGUCAAAUGCAUCAGGAACCUUCUUAAACAGUUCUAAAUCUGCAACCCCACAUCCUCAAAUCCCAUCUUCUGCCAGUCCUUAUCCCUCUCCUUUGCAUGCACCCAACUCUUACAUUAAUGUGUCAAAUGCACCCACCCCAUAUCCCAGGUCUCUUACACCCAACCCACUCUACACUGGUUACCAAUGUAAUGGAGGACUCCCCAUGGACAACUACCACCCUUACUACUCUUCCAAUCUAAAGCAUCCAGAUAUGUAUCAUCUUCAGAGAAAUUCACUGUACUCUGAGCAGCAGUACAACACACCUCAAAAUUACGGGGUAAACUACCCAUCACACUUUGGAGAGCCUAACUUGCCAGUCAAUGGUUAUGGUACCUGUAACAUGAAACCUGGCAUGCACUCCAUGGAACGUUACCCAGGUUAUGGUCCUAAUAUGCCAUCUGAUACCUUCUCCAGGCCUCCCUCUGCCCAUCAAUAUUUGGACUAUGAAGCUAUCGGCAAAAGCAGCCAGUUUGAAGUUUACCCCAAACCUCAUAUGUCACAGAAUCCUCAAAUGUUUCCUCAAAAUCUCAAUAGAUUGAGUAUGCAAAAUAAUAAAGAUUUAGAGAUAAACAAUGGUAUCUCUCAGGUAUUUCCUCCUUUGGGUACUGAAUGCUUCAACCCAAUCCAACCUCCAGGUUUGAGGCUUUCCAGUGAAAAUGCCCUUAACCCCAUAGUCAAACAGGAACCCCCUACCCAGACUUCAGAACAAAAAGAAAAAGAGGAUGUGUGGUCUGACAGUGAGCACAACUUCCUUGACCCUGAAAUUGGAGGAGUGGCAGUGGCACCUAGUCAUGGGUCAAUCAUUAUUGAGUGUGCUAAGCGGGAGCUCCAUGCGACUACACCACUCAAGAAGCCUGACCGCAACCAUCCUACCCGUAUCUCUUUAGUGUUUUACCAGCACAAGAACUUGAAUGAGGCAAAACAUGGACUGGCUCUGUGGGAAGCAAAGAUGGCAGAGAAGGCCCGAGAGAAAGAGGAGGAUGCUGAGAAGUAUGGUACUGAAAAUACAUCCAACAAGAGCAGUGGAAAGAAGGUAAAAAGAGAACAUUCUGAACCUUCAGAGCCUCCGUAUAAGCAGUUCCUUCUCAUGCUUAAUGAGCGGUCAACAUCCUGCACUACCAAUACAUAUGUAAGCACAUCUCCCUAUGCCUUCACCAAAGUGACUGGGCCUUACAAUCAAUUCCUGUGAAAACCUCCAUAGGUCCAGAGCAACACAAGCGUAAGAGUGGCAUCAGACAAAUUUAAUGGUUCUACAAUAUGGGGUUGCAGACCUCUAUGCCACUGGCCAAAUAACCCUUAAUGCUUGUUCAGUAAAAUACCCCUUUACCACCAGAAGGAACCGGGUGCUGGAGUGCUCAGAGUUAGUGCUAUAGUUGGUUCGAAGUUGGUUCGAUUUGCGAGCCCAUUAAGAACAGGUUUGCUUUGCCACAGACUAGAGAGCCACCACAGAGCCAGGUCUUACGUCAACGAAUCCGUCUAAUUUUUCCCAGCAACGCUUGUGCCGAAGCGCCAAACACACCAUAAACAAUGGCAGGAGAGACGUUUCUAUUGAUGUUGGCUUUGUGAACCUACAUCGGUUAUCAAAACCCGACAAAUCGAACAAAUGUGUUCAUGCAGCUUGGCGUAAUUUGUUUAGCCGAAGAUUUGAAGUUAUUAACAGUAGAUAGAUUCAUUAUCCUACUAUAUGGAAAGGCAGAUAAUCAAUGGGUUUUUCAUUCUCUUAAGAAGUCAAGCUUUACUGUUUUAAUCAAUUGGAAAUAUUUAUUUAUUAUUUAAUUGCUAUAUGAUAACACACAGUUCUCCAUCCAUGGUGCACAGUCCAACAAAUCAUGGAGAUGGAUAGAUUACUGGGAGAAAAAAAAGCUAAUGUUUGGUGACUUCUGUGGCUAAUCACUUUUUUAUGGUGCUAGGGAGUGUUUUAAAUGCAAAUGUUUUCAAACGCCUUUCUUUAACAACACUUAACAAAUCACCUUGUAUAAUAAUUUGAAGUAAUACACAGGAAAUACUUAGCUUAAUUAGUGUUUUAAAAGCACUUUUUUUAUAACAGUGAGGGCAUAACUUUAUGCCAUCUAAUUUGAAAGACAAUUCAUUACACUUCAGCCAUUUUAGUUUCAAAAUGUGAAAAACAAUGAUGAACUCCAUGGUGGCUAGUCAAAAAUCAUGUAUCAGCCUUUUAAAGAAUUUCUCUGGUGCUUACACAAUUUCAGAAAUCCUUUAUACUUACUGUAUAGUGAGCCAUUGAGGGUCAAUUUUGCAAGAAUAAUGUUCUGAUUCACUAAAUGUGACAUAUCAGAACACUGAAUACUGAUACUUAGAGUCAAGAAAGACAAUGGUCGAUAUUAGGUCAUUAAAGCAUGUAUCAAGGAACACAUAACAGGGUUACCGUUGCAUCAAUGUCACUGUUCCAAAGGCAGCUGGCUUGGCUUGCUGUGGUGGCUAUUACAUAAUGCAACUUUAGCUGUAUAAAAAAAGUUUAGAUUUGUACAGUAAAUUAUUAUUAUUUCGAAUGUAUGCUUAGAUAAUAGUUUAGUAAAGAUGAGUACUAUUACUUUGGGUUUGAACUGAUCUUAUUUCAAAUGGUGCUACUUGACCUGCUAUACAUAUAAUGUGAGAAUUUCUAAGGCUGUUGAAAAGGCUUAUGAAUGACGUAGAAAACCCUACUUAUCAUAUACCUCAGAACUAGUUUGGCAAUAGAAUUAAAAUACCAAGGUGUUUCUGUUCUUUUAUUUCCAAACACUUUGUAGCAAAUAUAACAAAGACCUUAAGGCCAUCAUUGAUGCUAAGUUCAUUUCUUACUUUCUUCACACUUGAUCUGUUAGAAAGUAUUACUUGUCUUGAACUUAAAGUUUCAAUGGAACUGCAAAAUCAGGGAUAUCAGCUCAUUUCUGUACAUAAAUAUCACUUGUGUUCAUGUUGUCUUCUCUAAAUCAGGUUUGAGCCUUUGUAUUUUAAAUCAAUCUAAAUUUCUUGUAUAUACUACACACAUAUCUAACUUUGUUACAGAACUAAAAUUAAGAAUCUGAAUUUGUGAACUGCUGAAGCAGAAUGCUGAUAAACUUUUCAAGAAGUAAUUUUAAAACAUUUUAACAUGCACUGAUUUAAAGGGAAAGUGUCACAAAAUAUAUAAUGCAAUGCAGUUGCUCUUUACUGAAAGGUAAGACCAAGUCAGUUCAACUUUUGUGUGCACAUUAAAUGCAUAUGUACAUCUUGAGGCUAAAUGUAUAUACAACCACUAAACAUGGUAAUGCCUCUCACACAACCCUUUCCACUGAAUCAAAUUAGAAAAGUUAUGAAUAAUUGAUAAUAAAAUAUAUACAACUCAUUCCAUAAUUAAAGCACUUCGUUUGAUUAUUUUUUCCAGAAAUAAUACAAAACAAUCUAUGUAAAUUCAAAAUAGGUAGAUUAUUGUAAACUAAAUAGAUUGUGCCACAUUGUAUAUACUACAUUCUUGCGUUGCAGAAGUCUAAGUCCAUGUUAUGUACAGUUUAAUUUAAUGUUAAAAGUACCAUUUCUCCACACAUAUAAUAUAGAUUUUGCCCCUAAAACGUCUUGUUGGUAUUCAGGUCAGCUACGUUUUCUUUUCUUUUUUUGAAUACAACAGCAAAGUUUAACAAACAAACAAAUUUAAAUUAGGAAUCACUUCGAAGGACUGACUAGACACUUCCAAUUUAUUGGUUUAAAUUUCUGUGCACAGAACCCAGUUUGAGUAGCAGGUUGUGUAUGAAGCAAAAGUGGUGGUAAACAUUUAGUGAGUGACGAGAAUAGCCAUACUUGAAGAUGUUCGGAGAGUUUUUGAGUGGAGUCAACUUUACUUGAAAUGACUUUCUGACUUCAACUAACGAACUGGGGUGCGCAGCUUUUACAUUAAGCUUGCGGUUUAUGUACACCUAUUGGUAUUUUGCCAUUAGACACUAAAGGUAUAAUUGUGCUAUUUUCUGCCUUUUUGUAUUGCUUUCCAUUUUCCCUUACAAUUUGUAAUGCUUAAAACAUUGAAUUAAGAAUGGCUUUGAAUACUGUAAGUAUUGUAAUGUACUGAAGAAAUGAAUGCAUUUUAUUUGAAAGCUGUUUGUUAUGAUUUGUUUUCAUUCCUAAUAUUGCUGAAUUUUUUUUUUUUUUAAUAAAAAUCAUAUUUAUUUCAAGAA
Messenger RNA from Carassius gibelio (silver crucian carp), 8303 nucleotides. RefSeq names its product methylcytosine dioxygenase TET2. Gene Ontology annotation, molecular function: DNA 5-methylcytosine dioxygenase activity. Bases 77 to 5350 code for a protein of 1757 amino acids. Gene Ontology annotation, cellular component: nucleus. Lineage: Eukaryota; Metazoa; Chordata; Actinopteri; Cypriniformes; Cyprinidae. The record is from RefSeq and is a predicted model, not a curated record. Gene Ontology annotation, biological process: positive regulation of transcription by RNA polymerase II; myeloid cell differentiation; oxidative demethylation. The transcript has 9 exons.